Biomphalaria glabrata is the source of this 3040-nucleotide messenger RNA. RefSeq names its product mutS protein homolog 4-like. NCBI's taxonomy places the organism in Eukaryota, Metazoa, Mollusca, Gastropoda, Planorbidae. Gene Ontology annotation, biological process: reciprocal meiotic recombination; mismatch repair. The transcript is spliced from 26 exons. Bases 161 to 2767 code for a protein of 868 amino acids. Gene Ontology annotation, cellular component: nucleus. Gene Ontology annotation, molecular function: ATP binding; ATP-dependent DNA damage sensor activity; mismatched DNA binding. The record is from RefSeq and is a predicted model, not a curated record.
AUAUAUCUACUAGACAGAAGUGAAAGCUCAAACUCAAAGAAAAUAGAUUUACACAUUCUUCUAGAAGUCCUAUAUAGAUCUAGAUUCUAUAUCUAAAUAAGAGAUUUUCAAGAUUUCAUAGUAUCUACGUAUCGACGAUACUUUGAUAUAAAUUAGAAAAAUGACAGCAAGAAAUAUUCAGCAGCCUAAAUAUGUAUUUGGGAUUCUUCAAACUCCAUCUGAAGAUCAGCAAAUAUCUAGACCGACUUCUGCAAUAUCCUCCAACUCAAAUUCUACUGGUAAUAGAAAGAAACCAUUGGCCUUGCCAACUCCACUCCACACAGUGAGCCAUAGACCACAAACCCCUGGCAAAAGUAGCACAAGUUACACCCCAUAUACAACCACAAGCACUGUAUCUAAUGAGAAUAGCUCAAGUGCUAUUGUUGCAAUAGUAGAAGGUAGAGGACAAGCUCGAGGUGAAGUUGGAAUCUCAAGUUUGGAUUUAAAACAGUCUAUUUUGACUCUGUCACAAUUUUCUGACAGUAAUACUUAUGAAAAAACAAUGGCCAAAUUAUAUCAUUUAAAUCCACUCGAGAUUCUUUUACCAAACACACUUUGUGAAAGUGUGAACAAUAAACUUUUUAUCCAGCUGAAUAUCAAUUUUCCAUCCAUUCCCAAGAUAUCAGUCCAGCGUCAUUACUAUAAUGAAAGUAAAGGUCUCUACUACAUCAAGCAUUUAUGUGCUUCAGAGUAUACAAAUAUUGAACUUCAAAUUUCUACCAAAUACUACUGUCUGGCCACAACUGCAGCUCUACUCAAGUAUGUAGAAUUUAUUCAGAAUAUGAUAUUUGCUCCAAACUCUCUAAAAGCUGAAUUUAGAGGAUGUGAACAUAGCACAAUGAUAGAUUCUACUACAGUGAAGCAUUUGGAACUUUUACUCAAUGUUAAGAACCCACAAAACCAACACACACUUUUUAAACUAUUGGACUACACUAAAACCCCUGGAGGAAGUAGACUUUUAAGAUCUAAUCUCUUGCAGCCUCCAAAUAAUGAGGAAACCAUUUGCUUACGACAAAAAGCAGUGAUGGAAUUUACUGAAAAAGGAGAUGUAUUUUAUAGCAUGCAGACUAUUAUUAGCAAGUUUUUAGAUAUAGGUCAUAUUAUAUCAGUCUGUGUUCAGAUACCUAAACAGGAAACAGCUAAGACUGCUGAUAGCAAACUGAACUGUGUGAUAAUGUUGAAACAUGUACUAGAGCUAGUGCCUCCCCUCAGGGAUACAUUAGAAAAUUGUGAAAAUGAACUGAUGAAAAUCUACUGCAAGAACCUAGAAGAUCCAAGGUAUGAUAUGAUAUUGACAAAAAUUAAAGAAGUUAUCAGUGAUGAAACACACUAUGAAAAGAAUACUUUACAACAAAAAAUACAAAAAUGUUUUGCAGUGAAGAAAAAUAUUGAUGCAUUACUGGAUGUGGCCAGAAAAACCUAUUCUGAAUUAAUUGAUGAUUUGCACAAUAUUGUGACAAAUUUAGCUGACCAAUACAAACUACCUUUGAGGGCAACUUAUAACAGUCUCAGAGGAUUUCACAUCCAGAUGAUAACCACGGCCAAUAGUUCUGAUACCUUACCACCAGUUUUCAUUAAAAUUACAAAACAGAAGAACAGGCUCAAUUUCACUACUAUGGAUUUGAUACAAUUAAAUGAGAGAAUUAAAGAAUCCCUUGAUCAAGUAUACAAACUGACAAAUGGUGUGAUCACCAAAUUAAUGACUAGCAUUCAUGGGCACAUAAGUUGCAUGUACAGUCUGGCUGAUGUUGUCUCAAUGCUAGAUCUGUUGCUUUCAUUAGCCCAUGCUGCUUCCAUCUCUUCCUAUGUCUGUCCUGAAUUCACUGACACCCUGGCAAUAAAACAAGGCUUCCAUCCUAUCCUGCAAAAAAUUAGCCCUGACACAGUGGUUCCUAAUGACACAUAUGCGUCUGAACAUAGCAAUUUUGUAGUGAUUACUGGUCCUAACAUGGCUGGUAAAUCUACCUACUUAAGGCAAGUAGCACUGCUUCAAAUAAUGGCACAAAUAGGAUCUUUUGUUCCUGCUCAGUAUGCCUCUUUUAGAAUUACAGAUCAGAUAUUUACAAGACUUGGUUCUGAUGAUGACAUGGAGUCCAAUUCAUCCACAUUUACAUUGGAGAUGAAAGAAAGCAACUACAUCCUACAAAAUAUCACAGACAACUCUCUAGUGAUAAUAGAUGAACUUGGUAGAGGCACUAGUGCAGAAGAAGGUAUUGGGAUUUGUUGGGCAAUAUCAGAAAAUCUUCUGAAAACUAAGGCUUUCAUAUUUUUUGUGACACAUUUCAAACAACUAACAGAUCUGAAGAGAAACUAUCCAAAUGUUGUGAACAACUUUUUUGAAGUCCAAAGAACAUUUAAUGCCAGUGCUAAUCAUGAGAAAGUCUCAUACAGUCAUAUAUUAUCCAAAGGAAUUACUCCAGAAACUCAUUACGGACUAAUGCUAGCUGAAAUGUCUGCUAUCCCAUCUUCAAUAACUGAAGAUGCUAAACAGAUAGUGCAAAAGUUGGAAAAAUUGAAACAGUGGAAAGAAACUCACAACCCAAUAUUAAUGAAAGAACAUGCUGUAUUUAAUUUGGCAACAAGACUGAUACAAGUUGCCAAAAAUUCCAGAAUGGAUGACUACUCCCUGAAAGUAUAUCUUAGAAGUUUGCAGAAAGCAUAUCUAGCAGAAAUGCAAAAAAUCAAUGAGCUAUCUAUGCUGGUGGAGAGUACAGAUAAGGAAGAGUAAAGAAAUACAGGUGUUUUAAUGACACCUCUUUUAUUUUGAAAUUAUAAUAUUGCAUUACCAUCAAAAGGAUCAGUAAAACCUAAUUAAAGGAACUGAACAAUUUAGUGGGUAGAAUAUAAAUCUAUGUUAAGAUUUAGUUUAUAGUUCAUUUUAUUGAAUGUUGUAUUAUUGGAUGUAAUGUAAGUUGUAACUAAAACAAAAGUAAUGACUUAAAUAUUUUUUUACAAUUAAUUUUUUAAUGCAAUUUGAAACUUUGUUUUGUUUUAAUACAAA